CGGCGGGGGACACGGCGGCCGCCGCGGGGCUCGAUCGGGCAACGGCGACGACGGCGGCGGCGGCGGCGACGGGUCUUCCUCCUCCCUCACCCCCUUGCUCCUUUUUUUCUUCCUCCUCUUUUCCCUUCCGGCCGGGUCUCGUCCACUUCCCCUAACGGCGGCCCCGAUCCUACGUAAAGGCAUGACUUCCCGGCACCGCAGGGAAAAUAGGGUGCAAGCCCAGAAACUAUUUCCCCAUCACCACUUGUUGAAAAACUGAUUUGAAGGCAUCUCCGGGUUUGAACAAACGAAAGUGCCAGGAUUUCAAGCGUCUUUGGUUUUGCGCUGGAGACCCUUCACUACUAAGUAUCAAGACGAAAAAAACUGGAAAGUGAUCGGAACAAAUCUUCAUAUAGAAUUAGGCCAGUUUAGUGGCCCACCUGUUUGAACAAACUUUGUACACAAUUGCCUACAAUUGUGUUCCUAAAAUCAGUUGUCCCAGAACUGUGAAGAAACUAUUCAGAGUCAGAAUGGAAAGAUUUGUAGUGACAGCACCACCUGCCCGAAACCGUUCUAAGACUGCUUUGUAUGUGACUCCCCUCGAUCGAGUCACUGAGUUUGGAGGUGAGCUGCACGAAGAUGGAGGAAAACUCUUCUGCACUUCUUGCAAUGUUGUUCUGAAUCAUGUUCGCAAGUCUGCCAUUAGUGACCACCUUAAGUCAAAGACUCAUACCAAGAGGAAGGCAGAAUUUGAAGAGCAGAAUGUGAGAAAGAAGCAGAGGCCCCUAACUGCAUCCCUUCAGUGCAACAGUACUGCGCAAACAGAGAAAGUCAGUGUUAUCCAGGACUUUGUGAAAAUGUGCCUGGAAGCCAACAUCCCACUUGAGAAGGCUGAUCACCCAGCAGUCCGUGCUUUCCUGUCUCGCCAUGUGAAGAAUGGAGGCUCCAUACCUAAGUCAGACCAGCUGAGGAGAGCAUAUCUUCCUGAUGGAUAUGAGAAUGAGAAUCAACUCCUCAACUCACAAGAUUGUUGACAAGGAGGUUACCACCAUUGUGAUCAAGAUAAAUGUGGAGUAUUAAAGUUAUGUGUUGAUUGUGUGGUUCAUUUUUAUAUUUAUUUCAUUUAAAAUCAUGUGAUGCAGAAUAGUUUUGCAAUGUGUAUAUAGUUGCAGGCAAAAAAAAACAAAAACAAAAAAAAAAACCUCACUGCAAAACUUGUUAAUUUUAGUCACCAACGGUGUAAAGCAAAACUUAGGGUUUAGAGUGUGCUAGGAUACCUGAAACCUGAUGGUUAUCUUUAAAAUUGAUGGUUUUUCUCCUGAAAUGUUUGUGCAUGGAAGAACUGCCCUGCUUUUUUACCCUGUUACCAUAUAUGAUUAUUCCUUGUGAGAUUACUUAAUUACUUGGAUUGAACACUAGCCUAGGAAAUUGAAGCUGCUGCCAGGCAACACCACUCACAGUAACUAAAAGGAAUUAUUUCUGAGAGGAUCCUCUUCAAAAAGGAAGGGAUGGUGGGAAAUUGUUCUUAUAUCUUCAGUUCCCUCGAAGAAAUGACUAUCUUUUUUUUUCAAACUAUGCGUGUAUAUGAUGUAGUUACCUUAUCUAUCUUUCAGUUCCUCACUUUUUUCACCCUUUUUAAAGGCUUAUUGUAUUUAGCAGCUUCAAGUGACCAAAAGACUAAAAUCUCAGUGUCAGUGCCAAAAGCCAUGGGGAAUUUUGCAGUGACAUGAGUUUAGUCUCUUACUAUAAACAAAUUUUUGAACCAUAACUCAUUUCAAGCAUCCUCUUGAAUUUGCAAGCUUUUUUUUUUU
Odobenus rosmarus divergens (Pacific walrus) is the source of this 1790-nucleotide messenger RNA. It is a transcript of the gene CGGBP1, whose product is annotated as CGG triplet repeat binding protein 1. Lineage: Eukaryota; Metazoa; Chordata; Mammalia; Carnivora; Odobenidae. Bases 510 to 1013 code for a protein of 167 amino acids. Gene Ontology annotation, cellular component: nucleus. Gene Ontology annotation, biological process: regulation of transcription by RNA polymerase II. The transcript has 4 exons. Gene Ontology annotation, molecular function: double-stranded DNA binding. The record is from RefSeq and is a predicted model, not a curated record.